CGCCAAAACAAAUCAUUUUCUUCAUCGGGGCGGACUUCAUAGUACAAAGCGACUGCAGCGGGUAACCGCCGGUAAUGUCUGUAAUCGGAUGGUAUGGACCUCUAAUUGAUCUUUCCGAAGUUGCUCUUCACGUUGGCGAUUUUGUUCAACUCCUCGUCUUCAUUCAUCGAUCCACUCCUGUUGAGUACAAAUUGACCAAUGGCGGAGACCUCAUAAGGACUGACAUUAAGGUAGCUGAUGAUACACGGUCGUUUUUCUCUGUAUCAUUAUGGCAGAAGAAAAUGGCAGCCGCUGCAAUUCCAGGCGAUGUUGUAUUGUUGCAGAAUGUAAAACUAAGGAAAUUCGGAGAUUCAACUGAGGCAACAACUGUUCAUUGUUCUUCCCUAGCCAGUAUAAUCCAUCCUUAUGAAACACUUGUCUCUGAAGGUGUAGACGAAUUAACGGCCAAUUGUCGAGUUGGUUUAGCAGCUAAAGAAAAGCUGAGGAAGGUUGUAGAAUGGGCGAAGGGGGCUGGUUCUACCUUCCAGAACAUAAGAUUGCCUAGAGACCAAAAAACUAACCAGUUCUUCCGGAACUGGAAGUUGCCUGCAAAGGAGAUGUCCAGAGACUGUCUCUCGCUAUCCGAAGUAUCAUGUCUUACUGAAUCAUGCAAGGUUAUAUUUGAUGCAUCAAUUGGGGAAAUAUUUUUAUUAUCCCCCUGGAUGAAUAUCGAUGAACUUCAAAAAGAGAAGUUGUUUGUCAGCAGGCGAUUGUCUAACGAAAAAGAUUUUGGUUUGGCAGAAGAUCUCAUUUGCACUGGUUGCCAGUUGUGUGGUUCGCCUUUAGGUCUGGAAAAUGGGUCUGUGGAUAAUCAGAUUUCCGUUCCACUUUGUUGUUCAAAAAGCUUGAACCGGCUUCAUGUAGUAAGCAUGAUAUAUAGGCCUUUCAUGUUAUACGUAUGGGAUGAAUCAGAAUGCAUUCCUCUGCUUGUUAAGAAUCAAGCUGCAGAAAUCUUGUUCGGUAACAUCAAAGCUGAAAAGAUUUAUUCUAACUAUAGUUGCCAAAAAUCCAAUUUCCAUCCUAACUCAAAUGUUGUUGCUGAAUCAAGUGGAGCAUUCGGGAAAGGAGAGAGGCCUUCUAAAAAUAUAUAUCUAAUCUGGUUGAUUUUUCUGAAAAUGUUGUUAGAACAAGGAAAAAACAGCCCUCUUAAAUUUGAAGUAAUGGUUAAUACGAGCAUGGAUAAAGAGAAUGGGAGAUUUGAGAUGGUUUCUUCGUCAUUUCCAUGCUCCUUAUUGAUCAACCGGUCUUCGGACUGAUCACAUCCAAUGCUCUAUCGUAAUGUAAGAAUUCACGAUGAAAUUAUGGACAAACAUUUGAAAAAUCGAAGAAAAGCAAAAUUGUAUUUUAUGUAUUCAAAUAUUUAGAGAAAAUAUUGAAGUGAAGGAUAGGCAAGUGAAGAAACGUUAUGCAUAAAGAUUUAAUUG
Cucumis sativus (cucumber) is the source of this 1463-nucleotide messenger RNA. RefSeq lists its product as uncharacterized. The transcript has 7 exons. Bases 75 to 1295 code for a protein of 406 amino acids. Lineage: Eukaryota; Viridiplantae; Streptophyta; Magnoliopsida; Cucurbitales; Cucurbitaceae. The record is from RefSeq and is a predicted model, not a curated record.